Messenger RNA from Penicillium bovifimosum, 1227 nucleotides. Its product is annotated as putative mitochondrial carrier protein. The record is from RefSeq and is a predicted model, not a curated record. Gene Ontology annotation, molecular function: magnesium ion transmembrane transporter activity. Gene Ontology annotation, biological process: magnesium ion export from mitochondrion. The transcript has 2 exons. Lineage: Eukaryota; Fungi; Ascomycota; Eurotiomycetes; Eurotiales; Aspergillaceae. The coding region runs from base 1 to 1227 and encodes 408 amino acids.
AUGAGCCUGACCUCGCGGGUGUUCGGCCUGUUCUCGACAGCGACUUCGGACUCAACGCCCUCCCCUGCGGGGGACCCGCAUAACUCAGCAUGGUCUUCAGAUCGAAUGGGUGGAAUCCACGGUGCCGAACUGGUGCCGGAGGAGGAAGAGGAAGAGCCUCGACCACCAUAUCUACACGCUAUGUUGGCUGGAGGCAUUGGGGGAACAUGCGGUGACAUGUUGAUGCACUCACUAGACACAGUCAAGACUCGACAACAAGGCGACCCGACGCUUCCGCCUAAAUACACUUCGAUGGGACAGUCCUAUGCAACCAUCUAUCGCCAAGAGGGAAUAUGUCGGGGAUUAUAUGGAGGAGUGACGCCCGCCCUGCUCGGCUCGUUUCCCGGCACCGUGAUUUUCUUCGGCGUGUACGAGUACACCAAGCGAUUGAUGAUCGACUCCGGCAUCAACCCUAGCAUCGCCUAUCUAUCUGGUGGUUUCUUUGCGGACUUGGCUGCGUCGGUCGUCUAUGUGCCAUCCGAGGUGCUGAAAACCAGACUCCAGUUGCAGGGCCGACACAACAACCCGCAUUUCAACUCGGGUUAUAACUACCGCAACAUGAGAGAUGGUUUCCGCCAGAUUGUUCGGCAGGAAGGAUUUUCAGCAUUAUUCCACGGCUACAAGGCUACGAUCUUCCGCGACCUCCCUUUUUCAGCGCUACAAUUCGCAUUCUACGAGAAAGAACAAUCAUUGGCGAAACACUGGGUUGGGAAACGAGACAUUGGACUGGGCUUGGAGAUCCUGACAGCCGCCACCGCCGGCGGUAUGGCUGGUGUGAUCACUUGUCCCCUGGAUGUAGUCAAGACGCGCAUUCAGACCCAGCAGAACCCGACAGAUUCACCACCUGGUUCUUCAGGCGCAAAACACGCCGUUGAACACAUACCCAAAGAAAGCCCUCGACCACAUGCAUCCUCAUCAUCACCUUCCCGCCCCUCACGACCACACUCGCGACCCAUCUCCACAUCAGGCGCAAGUACCACCAUCCCACUACCCGGCGCACCCCGACUCGACACCUCCUCUGUGUUCACCGGCUUGAAGAUGAUCUACCGGACAGAAGGAAUUGCGGGGUGGUUCCGGGGCGUGGGCCCACGCGGUGUGUGGACCAGCACACAGAGCGGGACCAUGCUGGUUAUGUACCAGUACCUGCUCAAACAAUUUGAAGCCUAUCAGUUGGAGCGGUCUUUGUAA